Petromyzon marinus (sea lamprey) is the source of this 7666-nucleotide messenger RNA. RefSeq names its product plexin A1 (gene PLXNA1). The record is from RefSeq and is a predicted model, not a curated record. Gene Ontology annotation, cellular component: plasma membrane; semaphorin receptor complex. Gene Ontology annotation, biological process: regulation of cell migration; semaphorin-plexin signaling pathway. Gene Ontology annotation, molecular function: protein binding; semaphorin receptor activity. NCBI's taxonomy places the organism in Eukaryota, Metazoa, Chordata, Hyperoartia, Petromyzontiformes, Petromyzontidae.
UCCUUUCUCGCUCUCCCGAGUGGCGAUCUCCGGGCGCGGAUCCUGCCUCCUCUUCCUCCUCCAUCUCCGCACAUUCCGGUUCCCUCUAAACGAUGUGACGCCGGCCACGGUGCAUGAAGACAGACGCAGCCACGCUCAAGAAUGACGCCCACCCGCCAAAGCGACGACGGGGCCCUCAGGAGGCCGCGGGCCUUGCCACUGACUCUGCUGCUCGCCUGGACGCUGCUCUGCCUCUGCCGUACGGGCGCCGGCGCCGGGCCCGAGCCAGCCACCUUCUCUCCAGACCUCGGCGACUGGAGCCUCAACCACCUGGUGGUGCACAACACGACGGGCGACGUGUACGUCGGUGCCGUCAACCGGAUAUUCAAGCUGUCGAGCAACCUGUCCCUGCUCCGGACGCACGAGACGGGGCCCAGCCGCGACAACAAGAAGUGCUACCCGCCGCCGACCAUCCAGAACUGCAACCACGACCUCGCGCCCACCAGCAACGUCAACAAGAUGCUGCUCAUCGACUACGCCGAGAACCGGCUGGUCGCCUGCGGUAGCCUCUUCCAGGGCAUCUGCCAGCUGCUGCGUCUGGACGACCUCUUCAAGCUGGGUGAGCCCAACCACCGCAAGGAGCACUACUUCUCGAGCGUCAACGAGAGCGGCACCAUGUUCGGCGUGAUCAUCGCGGGCAAGGGCGGCCGCCACGAGCGCCUCUACGUGGGCACGCCCAUCGACGGCAAGUCCGAGUACUUCCCCACUAUGUCGAGUCGCAAGCUCACGCCCAACGCGGAGGACGCCGAGAUGUUCAGCUACGUCUACCAGGACGAGUUUCUAUCGUCGCAGCUCAAGAUCCCAUCCGACACGCUCAGCACCACGCCCAGCUUCGACAUCUUCUACGUCUACGGCUUCACUGUGGGCAAGUUCGUCUACUUCCUCACGCUGCAGCCCGACAUCGGCGUCCACGCCGACUCGUCCAGCGACCAGUUCUACACCUCCAAGGUGGUGCGCCUCUGCGUCGACGACUCCAUCUUCUACUCCUACGUGGAGCUGCCCAUCGGCUGCGUGAAGGACGGCAUCGAGUAUCGCCUCGUCCAGGGGGCCUACCUGGCCAAGCCGGGCCGCGUGCUCGCGCACUCGCUAGGAGUCGCGCCCGACGACCACGUGCUCUUCGCCGUCUUCGCCAAGGGCCAGAAGAGCUGGCGGCGGCCGCCCAAGGAGUCGGCGCUGUGCGUGUUCACGCUGCGCGCCAUCAACGACGUGGUCAAGGAGCGCGUGCAGUCGUGCUAUCGCGGACAGGGCCAGCUCGACCUCACCUGGCUCAUCAACAAGCAGCUAGACUGCCGCGAGGCGCCCAUGCAGAUCAGCGAUGAGUUCUGCGGGCAGGUGAUCAACCAGCCGCUGGGGGGCACGCGCCUCGUGGAGGGGGUGCCCGUGUUCCUGGAGGCCUCCGAUGGCCUCACCUCCGUGGCCGCCUACACCUUCAACGACCAAUUGGUGGCCUUCCUGGGCACCAAGAACGGCAAGAUCAAGAAGGUGCGCGUGGACUCGGCAGGGCAGGCCCCCGGCGUGCAAACGGCGCUGCACUACGAGACUGUGGUGGUGGCACCGGGCAGCAAGGUGCUGCGCGACAUGGAGUUCACGCUAGACCACCGCCACCUCUACGUCAUGACCAACAAGAAGGUGAGCCGCGUGCCCGUGGAGUCGUGCCAUCAGCACCACAGCUGCGCCGACUGCCUGGGCUCGGGGGACCCACACUGUGGUUGGUGUGUCCUCCACAACAUCUGCUGCCGCUCGGACGAGUGUGGGCGGGCGAACGAGCCUCUGCGCUUCGCGUCGCGCAAGGAUCGCUGCGUCCACCUCUCGGUACAGCCCAACAACGUGUCCAUCACCAUGGCCAGCGUGCCGCUGACCCUGCGGCUGGUGAACGUGCCGGACCUGUCGGCGGGGGUGAACUGCACGUUUGCGGAGUUUGCCGAGACGGAGGCGCUGGUGGAAGAGCGGGAGCGAGUCAGCUGCCUCUCCCCCUCGCCCCGCGACGUCGCACGCAUCCUCAGCAACCGUGGCGACACGCGUGUGGUUAGGCUGGGCCUGCGCUCACGCGAGACCGGGCGCGAGUUCGCCAGCACCGACUUCGUCUUCUUCAACUGCAGCGUCCACCCCUCGUGCCUGGCGUGUGUUCGGAGCGAGUACCGCUGCCACUGGUGCAAGUACCGCCACGUGUGCACCCACGACCCCACCAGCUGCUCCUUCCAGGAGGGCCGCGUCAACACCACCGAGGACUGCCCCCAACUGCUCCCCUCUCCGGAGAUCCUGAUCCCCGUGGGGGUGGUGAGGCCCAUCACCCUCAACGCCAAGAACCUGCCGCAGCCGCAGUCGGGUCAGCAGGGCUACGAGUGCGUGGUGAGCGUGGUGGGCACCGAGGUGCGCGUGCCCGCCCUGCGCUUCAACAGCUCCAGCGUGCAGUGCCAGAACACCUCGUACACGUACGAGAGCGGCUCCGUGAGUGACCUGCCGGUCGAUUUCUCUGUGCUGUGGAACGGCCACUUCGCCAUCGACAACCCCACCAACAUCAAGGUUCACCUGUACAAGUGCGGUGCGGCGCGCGACAGCUGCGGCCUGUGCCUGAAGGCCGAGCCCAAGUUCACGUGCGGCUGGUGCCAGCCCGAGGGGAAGUGCUCGCUCAAGCAGCAUUGCAGCCAAGCGGCCGUCAACUGGAUGCACCUGCUGGUGGGGUCGCGGCGGUGCACGCACCCCCGCAUCACCCAGGUGACCCCAGCCACGGGGCCGCGGGAGGGCGGCACGCGCGUCACGAUCCGCGGAGAGAACCUGGGCCUGGAGCUGUACGAGGUGACGGAGCACGUGAUGGUGGCCGGCGUGCGCUGCCUUCCCCUGCAGCACGAGUACAUCAGCGCCGAGCAGAUCGUGUGUGAGAUGGAGGAGGCCGGCCGCUCCGAUCCCCCGUCCGGCCCCGUCCGCGUCUGCGUCAACGUCUGUCUCCCCGAGUAUACGGCCGUGUCGCAGCAGCACUACCGGUUCACGGUACCGGUGCUGAGUGGCCUCCGCCCGGACAAGGGCCCCGUGUCGGGCGGCACCACCGUCACUGUGCUGGGAAGCAACCUCGACGCCGGCAGCACCGUGGCCGUCACCUUCAACAACAACAGCUGCCGCUUUCUCAGACGCUCCGCCACGGAGCUGGUGUGCGUCAGUUCUGGCGCGAGCUCGGGGCUGGGCCGGGCGCGCGUGGCGCUGCACAUCGACCGCGCCAGUGUGCACAGCGAGCUGGCCUUCGAGUACCGGGAUGACCCCACGGUGACACGCGUCGAGCCCGAGUGGAGCAUCUACAACGGCAGCACGAUGGUGACCGUGACGGGGACCAACCUGGCGCUCAUUCAGGAGCCCAAGAUCCGCGUCAAAUUCAACGGCUCCGAGAGCAUCAGCCCCUGCGAGGUGGUGAACGGAAGCCACAUGGUGUGCCGGGCCCCCGGGCUGCCCCUGGCCGCUGGCCUUCCGCUGGCCGACGCCGAGGUGCGACCCGACGAGUUUGGGUUCGUCCUGGACGCGGUGUCGGCGCUGCUGGCCAUCAACAACUCGGCCUUCCUUUACUACCCCAACCCCUCCUUCGAGAUGCUCAACCCCACCGGCACGCUCGAGAUCAAGCCUGGAGCACCCAUCAUCCUCAAGGGUCGGAACAUUGUUCCGCCGGGCGGGAAGCUCAACUACUCGGUGAUGAUCGGAGACCACCGGUGCGAGGUGACGGUGUCGGAGACGCAGAUCCUGUGCGAGUCGCCCAGCAUCACCGGGCGCCACCGUGUGCUGGUGCGCGUGGGAGGGAACGAGCAGUCCCCCGGGAUGGUGCAUAUCUACUCGGACAGCCUGCUGAGCCUGCCCACCAUCGUGGGCAUCGCGGUGGGGGGCGGCCUCCUCAUCUUCAUCAUCGUCGCCGUGCUCAUCGCCUACAAACGCAAGUCCAAGGAGAGCGACCUCACGCUGCGCCGCCUGCAGAUGCAGAUGGACAACCUGGAGUCGCGCGUCGCGCUCGAGUGCAAGGAGGCCUUUGCGGAGCUGCAGACUGACAUCAACGAGCUGACCAGCGACCUGGACGGCACGGGCAUCCCCUUCCUGGACUACCGCACGUACGCCAUGCGCGUGCUCUUCCCCGGCAUCGAGGAGCACCCGGUGCUCAAGGAGCUGGAGGUGCCCGGGAACCGGCAGGAGAGCGUGGAGAAGGGCCUCAAGCAGUUUGGGCAGCUGCUCAACAACAAGGCCUUCCUGCUCACCUUCAUCCGCACCCUCGAGUCCCAGCGGAGCUUCUCGAUGCGCGACCGCGGCAACGUGGCGUCGCUCAUCGCCACGGCGCUGCAGGGCAAGAUGGAGUACGCCACCGACGUCCUCAAGCAGCUGCUGUCCGACCUCAUCGACAAGAACCUGGAAAGCAAGAACCACCCCAAGCUGCUGCUGCGCCGCACGGAGUCCGUAGCUGAGAAGAUGCUCACCAACUGGUUCACAUUCCUACUGCACAAGUUCCUCAAGGAGUGCGCCGGCGAGCCCCUCUUCAUGCUCUACUGCGCCAUCAAGCAGCAGAUGGAAAAGGGGCCGAUCGACGCCAUCACGGGCGAGGCGCGCUACUCGCUCAGCGAAGACAAGCUCAUCCGCCAGCAGAUCGACUACCGCACGCUCACGCUGAACUGCGUGAACCCGGACAACGAGAAUGGGCCCGAGGUGGCGGUGAAGCUGCUCAACUGUGACACGGUGACGCAGGUCAAGGAGAAGCUGCUCGACGCCGUCUACAAGAACGUGCCCUACUCGCUGCGCCCCAAGAGCGUCGACAUGGACCUGGAGUGGAGGCAGGGGCGCAUGGCCCGAAUCAUCCUGCAGGACGAGGACAUCACCACCAAGAUCGAAAACGACUGGAAAAGACUCAACACGCUCGCCCAUUACCAGGUCGCUGACGGCUCCAUUGUGGCGCUGGUUCCCAAGCAAACGUCAUACAUCGCCAACCCCACGGUGCUGCCGCGCCCCUCCGUGAGCCGAUACGGUGCGUGCCACAACGCCAGCGUGAACCAUCAACCCCAACCAACAACCCCCAACCGCAACCCCCGAUUAGCACGGUUGGCUACGUACGAGAACAUGAUCCGGUACGCGGGCAGCCCGGACUCGCUGCGCUCGCGCACGCCCAUGAUCACGCCCGACCUGGAGAGCGGCACCAAGCUGUGGCACCUGGUGAAGAACCACGACCACGCCGACCAGAAGGAGGGCGAUCGCGGCAGCAAGAUGGUGUCCGAGAUCUACCUCACCCGGCUGCUAGCCACCAAGGGCACGCUGCAGAAGUUUGUGGACGACCUGUUUGAGACGAUCUUCAGCACGGCGCACCGCGGCAGCUCGCUGCCCCUCGCCAUCAAGUACAUGUUCGACUUCCUGGACGAGCAGGCCGACCGGCACACCAUCAGCGACCCCGACGUGCGCCACACGUGGAAGAGCAACUGCCUGCCGCUGCGCUUCUGGGUGAACGUGAUCAAGAACCCGCAGUUCGUGUUCGACAUCCACAAGAGCAGCAUCACGGACGCGUGCCUCUCCGUCGUCGCGCAGACCUUCAUGGACUCGUGCUCCACCUCGGAGCACCGGCUCGGCAAGGACUCGCCCUCCAACAAGCUCCUCUACGCCAAGGACAUCCCCAACUACAAGAACUGGGUGGAGAGGUACUACUCGGACAUCGGCAAGAUGGCCGCGAUCAGCGACCAGGACAUGAACGCGUACCUGGCGGAGCAGUCGCGCCUCCACGUCACCGACUUCGCCACCAUGAGCGCCCUCAACGAGAUCUACGCCUACGUCACCAAGUACAGCGACGAGAUCCUGUGCGCGCUGGAGGGCGAGGAUCAGGCCAAGAGGCAGAGGCUGGCCUACAAGCUGGAGCUCGUCAUGGCCUGCAUGCGGGGCAGCACCUGACCGCCGGUGCCCGUUUCCCCCGCGCGGCCACAACCGACGAAAACCACCUCCGCCACCUCCUCCUCCUCCACCUCCUCCACCUCCGCACCCGUGUACGAUGACCGAUGGCACUCCGUGGGGGGUUUUCAUAGGAAACGCUCGUCACUUGGGGCAAAAAACGCUGGAGACCGUGUCCGCCGUCGCGGGUGGGGGGGGGGGGGGCGGCUGUGGCGGCGCGACCCUCACCUUUUGUAAUCUCCGUGUGAAGCCGUUUCUCAAUCCUCGCCGGCGGGGCCGCCGCCGCACCCCGAUUGUUUACACGUGCAUGUGAUCGCUAGCAACCCGUGUUCCGCUUGUGCCACCCCCCCCCCCCCCGUUAUCCCCCUUCCCCACCUUUGUCCUACCCUCGUGUGGUGCAAAGCAUUCUGGGGAAGUCAGGAAGGGCGUGGUGUUGCCGCUGGUGGGGGGGGGGGCCGGCUGCACCCCCCCCCCCCCUCCGUUGUUCGUAUAAUUUUUUUUAGCGACCCCCGCAUGUCCCGCCGCACCGCGCUUUCCCCUUUCUCCCGUCCGCCACGGAUCGCGAGCAGCGCCACAAAACCACUGCUUCUGUGCGAGGGGCGAGGGGGGUGCAGGGGGUUGGGGGGUGGGGCGGUCUUUGCGAACUUUUUCAUAGGAGAUGCUGAGAAUCUUGACAGCUUCAGUCAAAAUCGGCAGUGUGAAUGGCAGCUGCUGCUGCUGUCGUCAUCUGGCCAUGUUUUGGUUAUUAAUGAAGAAUUCAGUUCAUGAUUUAACCUGACGCUACAGGCGCGCUCAUUACAGGCGCGCUCGUUAACUUGACACUACAGGCACGCUCGUUCACCUGACGUUACAGGCAUGCGCGUUAGCCUGACACUACAAGUUCGCUCUCUACAGGCGCGCUUGUUAACCUUACGCUACAGACGCACGCGUUUACUUGACACUACAGGCGCGCUCGUUAACCUUACGCUACAGACGCACGCGUUUACUUGACACUACAGGCGCGCUCGUUAACCUGACACUACAGGCGCGCUCGUUCACCUGACACUAGAAGCUCGCUCACUACAGGCGCGCUCGUUAACCUGACACUACAGGAGCGGUCAUUAACCUGACGCUGCAGGCACGUGCCGAGCGAGUGUGUGUGGGGAUCGCGUCGGGGUGACGAGGCGGGCUGUCACGCAUGUCUAAUGCCCCUCGCGCUCGCCCGGGAGGAGCAGAGUGAAUCUGCGAUCGCGGCUUUGCGGCGCGUGACGGCCCCAGGUCGUGAAGGCCCCUGGGGCUGCGUCACUCUUACCUGGACAAUCGCCCUGUGGCUCGGACACAACGGGGCGGGAGGCGGUGGGGGGGGGGGGGGACCUCUGGGUGCGUUCCGUGAGCAACGACUUGAAUGUGAGCGAGGGGACGCAGGCCGCGGAGUCUCCGCCGCAGAGAUGCUCGUCGCCCGCGGCGAGAGAGGCCCGACUUCGAUUUGAACCGUCUGUGCGCGUUGCCGCCGCGAGGCCCCCCCCCCCUCCUACCCUGGCCUCUCAUCGCUCGGUGGCGCUCACGGAAGUGGUGGGAGAGUUCGGGGGGGGGGGGGGGCGGGCGGGGGGGGGGGGGCGGCCGAGCGCGCCGCUGUGACGCCAACCGUGCUCUCGUGCCGACUGUCCACGGAGCUAUAGGACCAGAAGCCAUUUCUCCCGUUUUCGCGAUACCGGGCCGAGCGCCGGUGUGCGCGGAUGAGCGACUGCGCCCAAGGGGU